This is a messenger RNA of Erinaceus europaeus (western European hedgehog), 1543 nucleotides long. RefSeq names its product epoxide hydrolase 1 (gene EPHX1). The record is from RefSeq and is a predicted model, not a curated record. Gene Ontology annotation, molecular function: epoxide hydrolase activity. Gene Ontology annotation, biological process: arachidonate metabolic process; epoxide metabolic process. Bases 68 to 1438 code for a protein of 456 amino acids. The transcript is spliced from 9 exons. NCBI's taxonomy places the organism in Eukaryota, Metazoa, Chordata, Mammalia, Eulipotyphla, Erinaceidae.
GUCCAGGUGCAAACACCAGGUGAUCCUGCCCAGAGAAGAAGUUGAGUGCUGUUCUUAGUCAGGAGCCAUGUGGCUGGAGAUCCUUCUGGUGGGAGUGUUGAGCUUCGCCAUCUACUGGCUGCUCUUCCGGGACAAGGAGGAAACGCUGCCCCUGGAGGAUGGCUGGUGGGGCCCCGGGGCUCAACCGGCGGCGGGCAAGGAGGAUGAGAGCAUCCGGCCCUUCAAGGUGGAAACUUCCGACGAGGAAAUCAAGGACUUGCACGAGAGGCUGCAGAGGGUGCGCCUAACCCCGCCUCUGGAAGACAGUCGCUUCCACUACGGGUUCAACUCCGACUACCUGAAGAAAGUCAUCUCCUACUGGAAGGACGAAUUCGACUGGAGGAAGCAGGUGGAGAUUCUCAACAAAUACCCUCACUUCAAGACGAAGAUUGAAGGCCUGGACAUCCACUUCAUCCAUGUGAAGCCCCCACAUCUGCCCGCUGGCCGCAAAGCCAAACCCUUGAUGAUGGUACAUGGCUGGCCCGGCUCCUUCUAUGAGUUCUACAAGAUCAUCCCCUACCUGACGGACCCCAAGAGCCAGGGCCUGAGUGACGAGCAUGUGUUUGAGGUUAUCUGCCCUUCCAUCCCCGGCUACAGCUUCUCACAGGCUUCCUCCAAGAAAGGCUUCAACUCUGUGGCCACCGCCAGGAUCUUCUAUAAGCUGAUGCUGCGUCUGGGCUUCCAGGAAUUCUACGUGCAGGGCGGGGACUGGGGGGCCCUGGUCUGUACCAACAUGGCCCAGCUGGUGCCCAGCCACGUGCGAGGCCUGCACUUGAACAUGGCUCUGAUUGCAAAGAACUCCCGCAUCCUGACCCUGCCUCUGGCGCGCUACUUCCCGGGCUUGCUGGGCUACAAGGCGAGAGACCUGGAGCUGCUGUUUCCCUUCAAGGAGAAGGUUUUCUACAGCAUCAUGCGGGAGAGCGGCUACAUGCACAUCCAGUGCACCAAGCCGGACACUGUGGGCUGUGCUCUGAACGACUCCCCUGUGGGGCUGGCGGCCUACAUCCUGGAGAAGUUCUCCACCUGGACCAACUCUGAGUUCCAAAACCUGGAAGACGGAGGGCUGGAGAGGAAGUACUCCCUGGACGACCUGCUCACCAACAUCAUGCUGUACUGGACCACGGGCAGCAUUGUCUCCUCGCAGCGCUACUACAAGGAGAACCUGGGCCAGGGCUUAAUGGCCAACAAGCACGACAGGAUAAACGUCUACGUGCCCACCGGCUUCGCCGCCUUCCCAUGUGAGCUGUUACACCUGCCGGAGAGCUGGGUGCGGACCAAGUACCCCAAGCUGCUGUCUUACAACUUCAUGCCCCGCGGGGGCCACUUCGCCGCCUUCGAGGAGCCCGAGCUGCUGGCUCGGGACAUCUACAAGUUCGUGACGCUGCGGGAGCGGCAGUGAGGCCGUGGGGACCAGCUGCACCCCUGCCCGCCUGCACAACCCCACCACCCCCGCACACCCUACCCGAAGUGACACAGCUUGGUAAUAAAUGGCUUUACUGAAUAA